Pediculus humanus corporis (human body louse) is the source of this 4893-nucleotide messenger RNA. RefSeq lists its product as uncharacterized. The transcript has 17 exons. The record is from RefSeq and is a predicted model, not a curated record. NCBI's taxonomy places the organism in Eukaryota, Metazoa, Arthropoda, Insecta, Psocodea, Pediculidae. The coding region runs from base 1 to 4893 and encodes 1630 amino acids.
AUGGGGGGUCCACCGUUACCGCCUCCGCUUCUUCGUACGGAAGCUGAUCCGGCGCCGGGAGUCGAACAACCUGACAUGGCGGGUUUAAAACUUCUUCCGCAGCAAGAAAUUCCCACGCCCAAAGCAAAAAUGAAAACUAUCAACUGGAACAAAAUUCCAAAUCACAAGGUCGUCGGGAAAAAUAAUAUUUGGUCGAUCGUUGCGAGGAGUCAUCAACACACGCCGAUGGUUGAUCUCGAUUGGGCGGAAAUGGAAGGUCUUUUCUGUCAGCAAACUCCAGCCAUUCAAACAUUGACGGCAUCACCGAGGUUAGGACGUGAAAUUCACGAACCUGACAGAAAAAGAAAAGAAACGUCGGAGAUUGUUUUGCUCGAUGGAAAACGAAGUUUAAAUGUAAAUAUAUUUUUAAAACAAUUUCGAAGUUCCAACGAAGACAUAAUACAAUUAAUCAAAGAUGGCGGUCACGACGACAUAGGAGCGGAAAAACUUCGGGGAUUAUUGAAAAUUCUACCGGAAAUAGACGAGUUGGAAAUGUUGAAAUCUUUCGACGGUGACAAAUCGAAAUUGGGAAAUGCGGAAAAGUUUUUAAUGCAACUCAUAUCAGUGCCGAAUUACAAAUUAAGAAUCGAAAGCAUGUUGUUAAAAGAAGAAUUUGCUGCCAAUAUGGGUUACCUUGAACCCAGCAUAAAUUCCAUGAUCGUAGCUGGAGAAGAUCUUAUGACGAAUAAACAAUUGCAAGAAUUAUUAUACAUGGUCGUCGUUGCUGGAAAUUUUUUAAAUUUUGGUGGUUAUGCUGGAAACGCUGCUGGAGUUAAAUUAACAUCACUUCAAAAAUUAACAGACAUUCGUGCCAACAAACCUGGAAUGAAUUUAAUCCAUUAUGUCGCCAUGCAAGCGGAAAGAAAACGUAAAGAAUUACUUAAAUUUCCAGAGGAUUUAUCCGCUUUGGACGAUGCCACGAAGACGACAAUCGAACAAUUACAAAAUGAAAUCAAUUUAUUAGAUUCGAGAAUAAAAAAAGUUCGUAAGCAAAUAGAUUUGCCAUCGACGGAAACGGAAAUCAAAUCUCAAAUGAUUGAAUUCCUUCAGAUGGCGGAAAGAGAAGUCGCAGGUUUGCAAAAGGACAUGGACGAAUUGGAAUCCGUUAGAAAAUCACUCGCGGAAUUUUUCUGCGAAGAUCCUGCCACGUUCAAACUGGAAGAUUGUUUUAAAAUACUUCACGGAUUUUGUGUUAAAUUUAAACAAGCCGUUGCGGAAAACGAAAGAAGGAGAAUUCAAGAAGAGCAAACGUACCUGAGGAGGAAACAAAGAGAAGAACAAUUGGCAGCCAAAAGACGUCAACUUAACUCGAAUAACUCCGAUAUGUUAGAUUGCAACAGCAUGGUCGAUAACAUAUUCUGCGAUAUAAGAUCUGGAUUCUCGCCAAAGAGGUCAAUGGACAAAGAUGGAAAAAUGAGAAAAUUACAAAAUGGUAAUAUGACUUCGGAAGAUGACAAUAUGAGUUCUCCAGGUUUGUCGAGACGUCGAAUGGGAUCCUUUUCCGGUCAUUUAGUCGAAAAUCACGCUCAGGAUUCUCCCGACAUAACUCCGACUGGUAGCUUACGUAGAAGAAGGAGUCGAGUACCAAUGGAAGAAGACGAUUCUAACUUGAUGGAUUUUUUACGUACUUCCGGUCAAGAAAUUGCUUGCAGAGAAAGAAAAUCUUGGGGAUCACUCGAUCGUUCGUGGGCGAGACGUGCGAGAGGAGGUCGAAGAAGACCCGAUUUAUUAUCCGCAGAUUUUUCCGGCGAAAGAGAAAGGCCAACAUCACCGUCACCCUUGGCCGAACAUAAACCUUUAAUACCUGUACCGGAAAACGAAGAUAAACCUAGAGCAUGGAAACAAAAAAUAGAGGCGUGGUUGCAGGAAAAUGAAAAAGAAGAAAAUGAAAGUUCGGCAUCAGAAGAGAUAAAAAGGAGAAAUAGGAAAAAUUUAAGCGUAAAUAGAAGGUCACUGGAAGGUGAUUCAGAAAGUGAAAGCCGAAGUGGAAUAUUAGACACGUUGCCGGAGGAAAGAAUUUCUAAGUCGAACGAACCAUCACCGAUGGAAUACAAAAGAGUUUAUCCGGAUUGGAAGCCUGCCAUUGACCAAACGGAUGUUGUCGGAGUUAUGGAAGCCAUAGAAGACAAAUCCAUCUGGAGAAAAUCAAAUUUAAAUCUUCCAAAUGCGGCCGAUGAAGCAGAACAAGACGCGAGAAAAUUAAGGAGGCAACGUAGCAGAGGAAACAUGGAACAAAUAAACGCAAGCAAUUUGAUGUACAUAAAAGAAGAAGAAAAGCGAAAAGGUUUGAUAAGCGCUUUGUCUCAGGUUCCAAUACAAGAUAGGUUAACGUUAUACCUGAGGAGACCUUCGGAAGAUAAAAAUUUCUACAGGAGCGGAAGUUUGAGAGCACCCAAAAAAAUCGACGUCGUCUCUAAUUCAGGUAGCAUACCGAGCAGUCCGAUAAUGACCCGAUCGUCGUUGUUACGAAAAUACCGUUACGGUUCGAACGUGUCAGAAGACGCAAACGACGAUCGCACACUUCCACCCUACGUACCCCGACGCAUUCAAAAAACGAAAGACGAAGAUGACGUCAUCAGCGAUAAAAUUGAAAUAGAUUCGGAUAAUAUAGAAACGCCACCGGCGACGAGGAGAAAAUUUGGUAAGAUGAGAGAAUUUUCAUCUUCUCUCGAAGACGAACCCAGGAGACUCGAACCCAUCGAAACUUCGCAAGAAUUCGAAUCUCCACCGGAAGAAGGAGACAGAGUGAGUCCCGAGGGUAGAUCGGAUAAGGAAAUGAUGAACGAAAGAGGAUCGCUCCUCCGAAACAGCCAAAGACUUCGAGAUAUCGCGAGAAGAAACGAAGAAGAAGAAGUUCUCGGCGACGGUCAAUUCGAUAGAUUUUCAUCCACGCGGAGAACGAGGAGAUACAAGAAAAGCGUCGAUUCCGGUCCGGACGUUACGGAAAAAGAAAACGACGAGAAUAAUUCUACCCUAGCGGGAGACCAAAUGUCGAGACCUUCUCCGACUCAACCAACUCCUCAAGAGUUGACUUCGAGCACGACGGUACACGUAGACGACAAAGAAGCUCGAUUGAAAAAAUGGCAGAAUCGUUUGAAAUACCACGGGACGGCUGUUCAAAACGAAGACACUCGUCUCGCUCAAGAGGCCAUAACGGAUAUAAACAAAUUCGGUUCGGAAUUGAAAAACAUUGAUCAAAUGAAUCAGGGGAAUCCGAAGAAAUCCGAACAGUCUUAUAAGGGUGGUAAUAAUUUAAACGAUGGUAAAAGACUUCAAAGAGGGCAAAGCUUACAAGAGUCCAGACGAGGUUCGAUGGGUAGAAGUAAUAAUAAUAAUGAUAAUAACGAUACCAAAGCAGAUAUAAAAUCAACAAACAAUCAAAUAGACGAAAUUUAUUUGAACAAUGAUAAAAGCGAUUUCAUACCUGAAAUCAGAGUUCAAGCCAACACUCCGGCAUGUUUGAAAACAAAACCUGAACAACACGAGCUCAACGACGAAGGAUUCGAAGAAACUCAAAGUUUAGGUUCGGAAACUCCGAGUCAAGGCACAUCUUCCGGAUGUAAUUACGAACAGGAUUCGGUGGAUUCGCACGGAUUGAUUCGGGAUAAUAAUAAUAAAAAGAGAAGCGGAAAACUCAACAGAGCCGACAGCAGCGGAAGCGGCGAUACAAACACGAGCAGCAGCACGAAUCCCCCCGUGAAAAAAUUCAUAAGAAAUUCAAAUGCUACGAGAUCUCUCAUGACUCCUACGAGGGUCGGAACUCUUAUGCAAAAAUUACACAGGUCGGACCUGAGAUCGAACAACAGGUUGGAUAGAAGCAAUUCUCUUAAGGUUAGUCAAAAACAAGGGGGAGCAGAAGAAAGGAAAAUUUUGUUGAGCAAGUAUUCGAAUUUGAGGAAAACGGAUUCGCAAUCGAGUUUGAGCGGAAACAAAGGGAACGGACAAAUAAAUAAAAGACGAGGAGUCGAACGUUCGAAUUCCCGUACGAGUCUGAGAAGUUCGAGAAGUUCCCUAAACAGUUCGACAUCCGUUAACACCGUCAGAAACGUGUCAUCGAAAUCUUCCGGUAGCGUUCAAAGCGUACCUCCUAACGAAAAAUCAACGACGACGACGACGAGACGUUUGGCUGGUUACACGACGGCCAUAAAAAAUUUAACGAAUAAUUUGAAGAAAGAAUCGGCGGAUAAGCAAAAUUUCGGUUAUAAAAAAUCUUCGGGUUCCCAACCUUCGUCAGAGGAUCGUAAAAAACCGUUGGGACAAGUUCAACUCAGGAAUUCAAUCGAAAAGAUAAAAACAAACGUUCCGGCUAGCAGGAGUAGCAGUAGCGGUAGCAGCAUAGGUCCGACAGCAAGACGACCGAAAUCAUCGACUCUAAACACGAGUUUUAAAGAAAAUCAAUCGAUUAAAGAGUCUAAGGGUGGAAUUGGGAGUGGUGGUAAUGGUGGCAGCACCGGAGGAGGUGGACCACAGAGCAGAAGCAGCAGCACCGGAAGUAUAACGUCAGAAUUAAAACCGAAAAUGACAAAAUUAACGACGGGUUUAUCUUCUUCUUCGAAACAAAAGGAAAACAACAACUACGGAAACACGGGAAUAAAAAUUCCGAGAACGACAGGAAUAGGAGGAGGUUUAAAUUUUAUGAAACCUACAGCAGCGAGUUCGGCAAAAGAACCGGAAAUUAAAUUUUUAAACAAAUUGGGUUAUGCAACCGGCAAUACGCUAAACCCGACAAAUUGCAUAACUCAAAAAAGUAAGGCGGGCGGAAAAAAUCGAAAAAAUUCAAAAAUCCUUAAAAAUUGUGGUUAUGCAACUGGCAAUACGCGAAAACAUGACAAAUUGCAUAAUUCAAAAAAGUAA